CGUUUUAUUCGGGGAAUCCCUGCGAUGCGUCAAAGUUUAGAAGUGAAGAGAAUAUGACAGAUAUCGAUUUUUACGAUUAUCGAUUAUUCCCCAUUUGUUAUCAAGGGCAAACAAACAUCAAUAAGGUUAUGUUAUAAAUCUAUAAUUAAAAAGCGUGCAAAGUGAACCGGCGCGGCGGUGAAGUGUCAAGGAAUCAAACACAAACAGUAAAUUUUAUUUUCUAUUUCAUUGUUCCUAUUUUAUUUUCAAUUUUUGUUUGUGAUCUGAUCUGAACAUCUGAAGUCAGUGGCGGAUACAAGGGGGGGGUCACAGGGGUCAUGACCCCUCCCAAACACGAAAAUAAAUAUCAAUCGAAUAAACCUAAAAAAAUAGAAAAAUCGAGAGCUGUCAAACACUGUUUUGGAUUACCGCGACAACGAAUAUUUUAGUAUGCUACAAUAAGAAGUACAAAAGUAGAUGGCUCUACUAAUAAUAAUUAUUCCAAAUAAGCAACAAUGUAAUUUACAAUUUACUUUCGUUCUUCAUAUUUUGCACAGUAAAAUAUUCGUUGUCGAGAUAAUCCAAAACAGUCGUAUAUUCGUGGAAUAUCUAUUAAGUUUAAAAUCUAAUCUCCCAAAGAUGUCACAGAUGUUCUGCAGAUAUAUUGAACAUUCAGGUUAUCUGCAAGAGGAAAACAAAGUGGAAAUUAAGGAGACUCAAAUUGAACAUUCAUUAUCCAAAGGAAAUUAUAUCAGUCAACAUGCUGAGGAAAAAACGUUAAAGAAAAAUUUGAAAGUUGCGACUCAAAAGAGAUCUUACAAGUGCGAAAUUUGUUUUAAACAGUUUAUUAAUGCAAGUGAAUUGAAAAGACAUUUAAGAAUGCACACUCGAAAAAAAAAUUAUAAGUGUGAAAUCUGUUUAAAGGAGUAUACUACAAGAAAAUAUUUAAAAGAACAUUUGGGAACACACAGUAGAAAAAAUCCUUACAAUUGUGAAAUUUGUUUUAAGCAAUUGUCUUCCAGAGGUAAUUUGACACAACAUUUAAAAACACACACUGGAGUAAAGCCUCAUCAUUGUGACAUUUGCUUAAAACAGUUUAUUACUACAGCUCAUUUGAACAGACAUUCAAAGACUCACACUGGAGAAACACCUUACCAGUGUGAAAUUUGUUUGAAACGGUUUGGGCAAGCGGGUACGUUGAAACUACAUUUGAGAGUGCACAGUGGAGAGCAGCCUUACAUAUGUGAAGUUUGUUCUAUGAAGUUCAGUGUAGCAAGUAGUUUGAAAAUACAUUUGAGAAGGCACACUGGAGAAAAACCACACAAAUGUGAGACUUGUUUUAAUCAGUUUACUACUAGAAGCCAGCUGAAGAUACAUUUGAGAACACAUACUGGAGAAAAACCUUACCAGUGUGAAACUUGUUCAAAGCAGUUUAGUACUACGUCUUAUUUGAAUGAGCAUUUAAAAACCCACACUGGAGAAAAGCCGUUCAUGUGUGAAACGUGUUUAAAGCAGUUUAUUAGUGCAACUCAUUUGACUAGACAUAUAAAAACACACACUGGAGAGAAACCUUACAAGUGUGAAAUGUGUUUAAAACAGUUUAGUGAAGCAAGUACUUUGAAAACACAUUUGAGAGUGCACACUGGAGAAAAACCUUAUACUUGUGAAAUUUGUUUUAAGCAGUUUAAUCAGAGUAGUAGUUUGAAAACACACUUGAGAAUGCACACUAGAGAAAACCCUUAGAAAUGUAAAAUGUGUUUUAUUACUAGAGGAGCGCGCGUACGCGCGCCAAUGAUGAAUAUAAAAUGCUUUUGUCACCUCUGAAGAAGGUCAUUUUGAACAUUUGUUAUAGCUUUGCGCCUAGUUUAAAUCUUAUUAGUGUUAUUUUCUGUUAUUGUUCUAAUUUAGUAUUAUUGUAUUAGAUCGUUCUUGAUAAUGUACAUAUUAAAGAAAUGAAAAAUA
Molecule: messenger RNA, 1941 nt
Organism: Diabrotica virgifera virgifera (western corn rootworm)
Lineage: Eukaryota; Metazoa; Arthropoda; Insecta; Coleoptera; Chrysomelidae
Product: zinc finger protein 664-like
Exons: 2
Coding region: 457-1722 (421 amino acids)
Biological process (GO): central nervous system development; regulation of transcription by RNA polymerase II
Cellular component (GO): nucleus
Molecular function (GO): DNA-binding transcription factor activity, RNA polymerase II-specific; RNA polymerase II cis-regulatory region sequence-specific DNA binding
Source: RefSeq, a predicted model, not a curated record